Alternaria viburni is the source of this 720-nucleotide messenger RNA. RefSeq lists its product as uncharacterized. The record is from RefSeq and is a predicted model, not a curated record. The transcript is spliced from 2 exons. Bases 1 to 720 code for a protein of 239 amino acids. Lineage: Eukaryota; Fungi; Ascomycota; Dothideomycetes; Pleosporales; Pleosporaceae.
AUGGUAUCCGCUACCAAAUCCGACGGCACUUUUUCCGAGCCCGUCCAUCUACUCGAUCGCCUCCACGAUGGUCACGACAAUGAUCACGACGAUGGUAACGACGCAGGUGUCGACGAUGAUUACGAGAUCGGUGAACCCAGUCUCCUUCCCGUACCGUUCCUCAACGUCUAUGAGCAUUUGCCUGCCAGUGCAUCCGCAAACCACCCGCACAUCAUUGAUACAGACCUGUGCAAGCUGGAAUUCUGCGACGAGGCCGCAGUCGCCACUGUGCUCUACAAGAUCUCGAAGGACACUCUGGGGCAGUUCCUCGACAAGCGCACUACAUCUUUCAAGCUCAUCCAGUGGAGGGAAGGCCCCCUCAACAAUGAAUUCAAGCUCGUCAUUUGGAAGGAGGGAGCUCAAGUUCUCGUAAGCUCAUACCUUGAGCACGUCGAGGAAGACCUUCUAGAAUGGGAAAGCGUCAUUCGUUGCACUGUCAACUCUGAUGGCUCUUGGAAUCUCAUUUCGGCCACCUCUGCGGGUAGAUCUACUAGACGAGGGCUUCAUCAUGUAUGGUCAGGCAAGUUCAUUCGGACCCGCUGGAGCAGCGAAAUCGAGCGCAACGCUUGUGGCACAAAGGAAGAGUUUGCCCAUAGUUUCGGUGAGGGCAUGAUCAACUUCCAGUGCUGGGAUGGCGAGAUAAAGACCAAGUGGGACAUCGCGACCACCAUGGCUCUCUGA